This is a messenger RNA of Elaeis guineensis (African oil palm), 2517 nucleotides long. RefSeq lists its product as uncharacterized. Lineage: Eukaryota; Viridiplantae; Streptophyta; Magnoliopsida; Arecales; Arecaceae. Gene Ontology annotation, molecular function: protein binding. The record is from RefSeq and is a predicted model, not a curated record.
UUCCUUGUUUGUUGGCACAGUAGUGGGACUUGAAAGCACCCAUCUUUUCUUUGUCCAUCAGAGACUGAAUCUGAUAGCUCACUUGCCUCUCGCUCAUGUCCUCUUGACGCGUCUUCUCUCUCUUUCUUUCCUCCCAAUCUCAUCAGUACAGUGAGAGGGUGUUGAGAACUGAUUGUUAGGAGGUUUCUGGCGAGGGUUGUGGUGCUUUCUUCUUCCCCUUGUUGGUAUUGGUUGAGGAGGAGAAGGGAUCCCUGGGUAUGGACGUGGGGAAGAGGAGGAAGGCAAUGUGGCUCUACCCAAAGGUGGUGGGCUUCAACCCUCCUGAGAGAUGGGGGCACUCAGCCUGCUUCUUUGAAGGGGUUGUUUAUGUUUUUGGGGGUUGUUGUGGUGGAUUGCAUUUUAGUGAUGUCCUCACCCUUGAUCUAGAUGGCAUGGCCUGGAACUCCCUUGUCACUACAGGUCAAAAGCCUGGAACCCGAGACAGCCACACCGCGGCAAUCGUAGGGCAUAAGAUGGUAGUAUUAGGAGGCACAAAUGGUUCGAAGAAGGUGAAUGAUCUUCACGUAUUAGAUUUGUGGACGAGGGAAUGGUGCAAACCCAAUUGCAAAGGCUUCCCACCCUCACCACGUGAAAGCCACACUGCCACAGUGGUAGGCAAUGAUAAACUAGUUAUAUUUGGGGGCAGUGGAGAAGGGGAAGCAAAUUACUUGAAUGAUGUUCAUAUACUAGACUUGAAGAACAUGUCAUGGACUUCUCCAGAGGUGAGAGGUGAUCCCCCUGCACCAAGAGAUAGCCACACUGCUGUUGCAAUUGGCAAUAAGCUUCUUAUCUAUGGUGGUGACUGCGGUGAUCGUUAUCAUGGGGAAGUUGAUGUGUUUGACAUGGAUACGAUGACUUGGUCAAGGUUAGCAGUUCAAGGAUCUUCACCUGGAGUUCGAGCAGGCCAUGCAUCUGUCAACAUUGGGUCCAAGGUUUACAUCAUAGGUGGAGUAGGAGAUAAACAAUAUUAUAGUGAUGUUUGGGCUCUCGACUUGGGUACUUUUUUAUGGGCACAGCUUGAGAUUCGCGGCCAACAUCCACAAGGACGGUUUUCUCAUACUGCCGUAGUCACUGGCACUGAUAUUGCUAUAUAUGGGGGUUGUGGGGAGGAUGAACGCCCGCUCAAUGAGUUACUCAUUUUGCAGUUGGGAUCUGAGCACCCUAACGGUCGUUACAACAUUUCGAUGUGCAAAAUGUUUGGUAAUCACUGGAAUCAAGAAAAACGAAAGUUUUUAAGAGGAACAGAACAUUCGAAAAGUAUGGUUCUGAAAAAUGGAGAACUUUGUCAGCAAUCUCGUGAAGUUGAAGCAGAACCAAGGAGCUCUCUUUUAUGUGGUUUGGAUAACAGGCAUGACAAAAGGAGGAAAACCAGUGAUGCUAGAGUGUGGGAGAUCGAAUCAGAACAGGAAGAGCACUCUCUGUCGCUUUCCCAGCACUCCUCUCCUUCACAAUCUGACCAAGAACAAAAUACUCUCCACAAAUUGUCGUCUUCGACCAAUGACUCCAUAUCGGCCUCUCAACAAUUUGUUCCCUUCAAGCUACAUCAUCGGCGGGAACCGGUAAAUGGUAUUCAGAGGACUACCUCAGAUGUUCAUUUCUUGGGUGCAGAAUCCCCAAGACAGCCAAAGACAACACAAUUUCUUCAUUCUGUUCCCCUUGCAAGGCAAGAAGUUCAAUUUCUAGCUGUAGAUCAGAAUCCACAGCUGAGGCCUGCCUUUCUUCCGUUGAUUGGAGCCGAGGUUCAUGGCACGGUGGAUGGAGCAUUUGACUCUGGGUACCUCAUGACUGCUUAUGUUAAUGGCCAAAUGCUAAGAGGUGUCUUGUUUGCUCCGGGGCCAGGUGUUACAGCUCCAAGUCCUGCAAUCAAUUCUCAGGGUCUCACAGGCUCCACUGCUGUUACUCAGCAUUGUUCAGCUCCCCCUCAUGCCAUUCCUAUCCAUUUCAGGCCACGUUCACAAGCUGCCACCUUUGUGCUGCCCGAGCGUGGGCAUCAUAUGCGGCAGGCUCGCCAGCUCCAAGUUGUCAAAGCCCAACCAUCAAAGUCUAACAACGAUCUACAUGGUGUUGUCCUGACGCUGGGAGGACCUGGGGGAGCCAGUGGACCUUAGGACUGACCCACAGACUCUUUAAUAGCCUUUUUGAAUUGAGUUGCUUUGUAAAUUCUAAUAUGGGAAAUACGAAAAGAAGUUUUUCAGCUGUUUAAGUUUAGGAAUUGUUGUUACAGCAGUUGGUUGUUCUUUUGCCCUCUUCCCAGAUGGCAGGGCAUUAUGUUAAUCCUACAUAUAAAUAUUGAUUUCGAUGUAGUUAGCUUGCAAGCAAGCGGCUGGUGUUUGAUCGGUCCGAUUGCAGCCAUUUUCUGAUGGUCGAUGUAAUAAGAUGUACCCCAUAACAGUCACAAUCUUUUAUAUUUGAGUGCUACUUAUAGCUGCAGUUGUUUCUAUGCAAUAUUUCUUGUGCAUAAGGAAUAUAUUAUUCUCA